AUGGCAUCCGACGACCCAGCAGGGCUCUCAUCGGCCUCGGCUGCGGCCACGGGCAGCGGCAGCACCCGCCCGCCGCGCCACACAGACCUCAUCUUCCCCUCGGCCGAGCAGCACGCCUCCAUGUCCUCGCUGCUCGGCUCGCUCAAGCGCUCCACGCUGAGCGUGCAUAACCGCCUGGCCUCGAUCCACGCCGACGCGCGGUUUGUGUCGCGCGCGGCCGCGGCGCUCUCUACAACCACUGUCGCCACCACCACUGACAGUACUGCUAUGAAUACGACCAAGAACGGGAAGACGAAAAGGGGGAAACGACAACGGCAACGGCAACGGCAGCGACGCCCGCUCGUAGCGAAUGAGCGCUGCGGCAGCUGGUACGUCCCGCCGGGGGCCAAAGCCGCGAGCGCGUACUUCAAGAGCACGGAUGGGCACGAGCGGGCGUGGAAGUUUAGCACGCGGAGGCUGAACCUGCAUCUCGUUGAGAUGAUUGAGAAGAAUGACGGGUAUUACACCUCUCGCAUGCCCGACGCCCUCUCCACCACCGUCCCCGUCUGGUGCGCCGUCCUCAACCGCGUCCUCCUCCCGCACCACCCCCUCUCCCAGGAGCUGCACCUCCCGCCGCACCUCCUCCCCUCCACGCACGCCCAGGUCUCCGCCCUGCUGCCCGCCUUCGCCGACUCCCUGCGCGCGCUGCGCCUCGGCGACGCGCUGCCGCGCUGCCUGACCAAGCCGCUGCGGCCCCUGUGGGUGACGCAGGACUCGGCGCUGCGGUUCCGCGACGAGGACGUUGAUGUUGGUAACGAUGCUGAUGAGGGUGUUGACGGGAGGGAUGAUGACGGUGAUGGUGAUGGUGAUGGGGUAGAGGUCGUUGAUGAGGAGGGAUAUGAUCACAGCGGUAGCGGUGCGGAAGAGCAAGAAGAGGAGCAAGAGGAGGAGGAGGACGACGACGACGGCACCCUCUUCCAAGACUACCGCCCCGUGAUAUGCCUCACCGCCAGCAAGCGCAUCCUCGCCGGCACCGAGGCCGACGCAGGCGGCUACAUCCAAGGCGCCGCCGACGACACGGAGAACUGGGCCCACGGCCUCACCCCCUCGCUCUUCUGGGCGCACACCGCGGAGCUCCUCUCCGCCCCGGACGACGCGCUGCCCGACCUCAUCGCCUCGCUCGUCGCCUCUGCGUCCUCCUCAUCCUCUAUACCCUCGUCAUCCUCACCCACCGCUGCCACCGGCACCAGCACCGCCACAACUACCGCCGGCACGGCAUCAUCCCCCUCCUCCUCCUCCACCACCACCCCGCUCAUCACAACCCAUCGCCUCACGCCCCAAAUCUCCGUCUGCGCACUACCCCUCGGCGCCUCUGCCACUGCCCCUCCUCCCGCCCCCGAAGACAGCGCAGGCGCGCGGCGCGGACCGACGACAUGCCACAUCGCGCUGGGCAGCGCCCCUACGCCCAAGGAUACCUGGGUCCGGUCGCCCACGUACAUGAACGUCGGCCUGGGCAAGAACAAGACCGCCGCGCGGAACCUGCGCCUCGCGCUCCCAGAGAUAUGCUCCUUUGCCGCCAAGUUCCUGGAGAAGAGGGGCCCUGAUGACCAAGAUGGAAGUGGUGCAUCUCUGUCGGAGCUGAAGGGCCAGCAGAGGCCACAGAUCAUCAUCGGGUGCGAAUCAGGCAAGGACGUGUCCAUUGGAGCGGCGCUGGCACUGUCCUGCUACCUGUUUGAUGAUGAGGGCAGGGUCCGCGCACCGACCGAGGGUGCGUCCUUCACCAAGAUGCUCGUCAAGAUCAGACUCGGUGGCAUCAUGACGGCGUACCCGGAAUGCAACCCGAGCAGACAGACGUUACAAAGCGUCAAUAGCUUCCUCAUGGACUGGAGAAACUAG
This is a messenger RNA of Purpureocillium lilacinum, 1875 nucleotides long. RefSeq lists its product as uncharacterized. Gene Ontology annotation, biological process: charged-tRNA amino acid modification. Gene Ontology annotation, molecular function: tRNA adenosine(64)-2'-O-ribosylphosphate transferase activity. NCBI's taxonomy places the organism in Eukaryota, Fungi, Ascomycota, Sordariomycetes, Hypocreales, Ophiocordycipitaceae. Gene Ontology annotation, cellular component: cytoplasm. The record is from RefSeq and is a predicted model, not a curated record.